This is a messenger RNA of Hevea brasiliensis (rubber tree), 516 nucleotides long. RefSeq names its product cysteine synthase-like. Gene Ontology annotation, molecular function: cysteine synthase activity. The record is from RefSeq and is a predicted model, not a curated record. Bases 1 to 516 code for a protein of 171 amino acids. Gene Ontology annotation, cellular component: cytoplasm. Lineage: Eukaryota; Viridiplantae; Streptophyta; Magnoliopsida; Malpighiales; Euphorbiaceae. The transcript has 7 exons.
AUGAGCCUUGCUGAUCGCCCAUUGACCCCGUCCAGGCAACAAGUGAGGAAGCUAUUGAAACUGCUAAACUUCUUGCCCAGCCGAAAGGUUGGUAUACCUUCUAGUGCUGCAGCAGCAAUUAAUUUGGCAGAGAUGCCUGAAAAUGCAGGAAACUCAUUGUUAAAAAUGCUUGCAACCCAUGUUAAAGGUCCGCAUCUGAUUCAAGGAAUUGGCUCUGAUAUUAUUGCUAAUGUUAUGGAUAUUGAAAUAAUGGAUAAAAUUGUUCAGGUAACAAUGAGGAAGCUAUUCAAACAACUAAGGUGCUUGCCUUCAAAGAAUGUAGGAAUAUCUUCUAGAGCUGCAGCUGCUGCUGCAAUAAAAUUGGCAAAGAGACUGGAAAAUGCUGGGAAACUCAUUGUCGUAAGUUCUGUUUCCGUAUUCAAUUUGGUAAUAUUCCCUAGCUUUGGAGAUCGUUAUCUAUCUUCCACGCCUUUUGAUUCCAUUAGGCAUGAGGUGGAAAACAUGACCUUUGAUUGA